GGUAGUAGUAGUAGUGGUAGUAGUAGUAGUAGUACUAAUAGUAGUAGUAGUAGUAGUACUAAUAGUAGUAGUAGUAGUAGUAAUAACGCAGUGGAUCAGCAGCAGCAGCAGCAGCAGCAGCUGCUCCUGCGGGAAACCCUCGCCAGCGGCAACAAAAGGUGGACAGUCGCCUCGCCUUCCCUCGUGUACUGCAUCAUCAACAGGAAAGCUGCGAAGCAUGCAGCCAUCGUCUUCGACUGCAGGGCACCCUCGUGCUCUGCAGGAGGUUCCAGAGGAGCCACUCAAGACUUUCAUACCCAAAACACAGACGCAAGUCUGAGGAACGUCUCCCACGAGGCAGCAGAAAUUCGACUCCACUAUGGCGUCUCGCCGUGGCGAGGAAGCUCUGACGUUGCGCGCGCUCUCCAAGACUUCAGGGAGGCACCCCCCCUGCUGAGUCUCACGAAGCAGCAACCCCGUUCUCCGGUGUCUCGCUCUGCCGCUGCGAAUCCUGCAGCUCGGAGCAGCGGCUUUAUAUGGCCCCGAAUGCGCAUGCAGACGCUGAAAUUCUUGCGGUCGACAUCCAAGCUGCAGCAGCAGCAGGAGAAGGAAGCAGCAGGGCAGCAGCAGGAGGCUCAACAGCAGCAUUCGGAGGAUCAGCAAGGAGAAGCCAGCAGCGGGGGCAGCGAGGCGAAGGAAAUCGAAACGGCGAACUGCGAAAAGCGGCAGCCCCCCCCCACUGGCACGGACAGAGUCUUGCCACAAACGCGCAGUGUUGACGCCUCUGCCAAUACUGCCUCUGCCACAAGUUGUGCAGGCAAGACAGAUUCGCCUUCUGCCUCGGCAGCUGCUGCGGCUUCCUGCGAAGCAGCGCUGCGAGGAGACGCUUCCGAGGAAGGCCUCCUCAGAGCGAAUUCGCUGGAGGUGAGCGCCACAGAGUGUCUGCUCGCCUUGAGGAGAGUGGCGUCUGCUCAGGUGGGGAAGGCUGCUCUGUGCUGUGUUGUUGUUGAUGCAGUCGACAGAGAACGCCUCGCUUCGGCUGCGCUGCAUCGAAUCUGCUCGCAAGGAAGCCACACAACAGCGGCCACUCCGACUGCAGCAAAUGCAGCGGCAGACCCCGCGGCAAGCGCAGCAGGGAACCCCCCUGCUGCAGCAGCUGGUGCAACAGCAGCAGCUGCUGCUGCAACAGCAGCAGCAGCGGAGGAGGGAGGGGGGCCUCCCUACCUGCAGCAAUGGCUGCGUCAAGUGUGCAAGCUCAAGACGGUGGUAGCCGUCGGCGAGUCGGAUCAAGAUCCCUUGCUGCUGCAGUUUCUGCGGUACCUGCAAGACAGCAACACGCAGUGCACGGAGGCUGUUAUGGGAAACGACACCAAGCAGCACUUCGCGCUCUUCGUGGCAGAUGCUCGAAUUGUUUAUACCAACCAGCAAGCUCUCCGACACUUCGGCAUCCAGGAGGGCUUUACCGUUCUGGAAGUUCCCUUCAACAUCGAGCAGAGACAUUUCCCGUAUGCGGAAGCCGCGGCAUGCAUUCAGAAGGCGCACGACGACAACAUGCCUGUCCUCGUGUUUGACGCCUGCGGGGAUGUCCUUUCACCGGGUGCUGCGGCGAGCUUCCUGGUGAUGUGCGGCUUCGGCGUCAUUAAAGCGAUUUCCCACGUGAAGCGGAAGGCAGACUAUGCCAGGCUCGACAGCUCCGUAGUGACAGAGCUUUACCGCCUCACGGGGGGUAUGCGGCAACCCACGGAAAGAGGAUUAUCCCUGAUAGACGAUGCGGGUCCUCUCCUUGUCUCCUCACCAGUACGUCCUCGAUACGCGGCUUCUUGGUUCAGAGGCGUCGGAAAGGGGGGGGAGGUAGUGAGAGACGCUGCAGUCUUGGGAUACAAAAAUGCUGGGCUGUGA
Cyclospora cayetanensis is the source of this 1878-nucleotide messenger RNA. Its product is annotated as maternal protein pumilio-like. The transcript has 9 exons. NCBI's taxonomy places the organism in Eukaryota, Apicomplexa, Conoidasida, Eucoccidiorida, Eimeriidae. The record is from RefSeq and is a predicted model, not a curated record. The annotation marks the transcript as partial.